AUGCCCUUGCAAAAGCCAAGAGUGGCUGCCGUGGUAGAUGGGGAAGACGACUCGGAUGACGGAGAGCUUUCUCACACGGCCAACGCACGAAGAGCUCCUUCUGUGGAGGAGCUCAAACAGAACGUCACUUUAUUGUACCAGCGUGCGGCAGUUCAGUCGUCGUCACAACAGGCUACCCCACCUCGGAAUGACCCACACGUCGUGGAAUUGCCACCGCCACCGCCAGCGCCUUCCCGAAAGUUGCAGGUCCGAGAAUCGGACGAAGGCCUAUCAGCGCUACAGAGACAAUUAACAGCACUUCAGUCAGUGCUUAGGAGUAGUCAAAAAAAGUUCCAAGUGCGUGACGACGCAACGGCAAGACGGCCGCUACCAAUUGUUACUGCAUCCCAAUUCAAACGUCCAAUCAGUGAGGACUUCCUCCAUGAAUUGAGAGGAUGUCGGUUAACACAAUCUGCCGGAGAUGAAAAUACUGCACAUCUAAAAGAAGGUUUCUCUUGUCACUGUGAAAACAAUUUAAGGAGUGCUUACAACAGAUGGAGAGAUAUUCUUGCAGAAAUACACGCAAAUGCAUUAAAAAGGACAUCAACAAUUGCCUCCAAGCUAGAUUUGGAAAUCAAAGGCCAGAAACAAUUCUUGGAGGAAGCACGGCAGCGUAUUAAAGGUACCAUUCUGCUAACAGACACGCUUUCUGAUACAAUCACUUGCUUUACUCGCCAUUCUUCGGAGCAUUAUGGCGCUCUUCAGAAAAAACAAAAAACCUCUACCUAA
Trypanosoma cruzi is the source of this 768-nucleotide messenger RNA. RefSeq lists its product as uncharacterized. The transcript has a single exon. The coding region runs from base 1 to 768 and encodes 255 amino acids. The record is from RefSeq and is a predicted model, not a curated record. NCBI's taxonomy places the organism in Eukaryota, Euglenozoa, Kinetoplastea, Trypanosomatida, Trypanosomatidae.